UCUUACUGUGAUGCAAGUUAUUGGAAACUUCGCUCUGCUCGGAAAAUAAAGGAAAUAGUUUGUGACAAAAUCCUUUUUCUGGAAUAAAACUCCAAACGACGGAAAACGACAGGCAACUGUAUUAUGACGUAUCGUGAACUGACACUUUUGAAAUAACCUUUCUGCGCAGAAGGAAGUGAUUCGCUGGGUACUAUGCAGAAAGAUUCAUAAUGACAAUAAAGUGUUUUUCGAAUGUUCAAAUAAUUGUUUCAUUGUUUGACACGGCGAUGUUUUCAUAGUGGAUAUCUUUGAUAAUGUAAUGGCGGCGAGUAGUUCGGAUGGUAGUUGUGAGGAUUUGGCUUUAAUGUCAAUAGAAGACAGCUGUAGCAGGUAUAGCUCAACUGUUGGAAAGUGUCCUCUGUGUGGCAAUUAUAAAAAGGCAUUUUAUUGCAAACAGUGUGUUCAGAAUGGAGACUUCAUUCAUUCGAAAUGUAUGCAAUCGUUGUACCCUGGUCGGAAGAUGUCUUCUUCCUUCGAUCAUGUUAUUUAUCGGAGAUUCGCGGAUAAACAAAUUAACCUCUUGCGGUUGAAGAAUGACAAGUGUCAGGUAGAGAAACAUUGUGAAGAAUUGCUGUGGAAGCGGUUAAAAGCAAAUGAAUUGCAAUGUGAAAUAGAUGCCUGCAAAGAAAGAAUACGUCUUUUGGAAUUACUGAAUAAAGAGACUGCACUCAACAUUGUAAAAGGCCGAAAUGACGUAGCAGCCUUAAUAGAAACAAACAAGCAGCGAGCAGAUCGCUUGCCACGAUAUGAGGAGCGUGUCUGCCGUUUGCAGCAGUUUGUUGCCAACUUAUCUGAAGAUGCUGAAGAAAGGCGUCAGUCCUUGCAGAAAAUUCAAGAUGAGCUGAAGCACGUUAUAAGAUCAAGCAUACAGCAACUUGUGCAGUACAUCUUCCCCAUAGCACAAGUUCCAUCAGCUCAGAGUGAGGAAGACAAUGAAACACAAGAUACUGUUAGUGCCUUGGCUGAAGCAACUCGUACUGCUUAUGUUAAAGGCAAAUGGGUAUUUACCGACAGUUCUGGGGAACUACACCAUUGUAUUGUAGCCCCAUCACUUCCUGGGUCUGGAGAUUAUUCUGCUUAUAAUGCUUGGGUUGCUGCAAACAGGGAUGGUGUUCCUAGUGGUAACAGUGAUGUUGACCACAAUGCAGCAUACAACAUUAGUGCUGCCCUUACAUACACAACCCAGUUGAUCAAUGUAUUGGCAUUUUAUUUGGAUGUAUGGUUGCCAGCAAAAUUGAGUUACAGUGAUUUUUGCAGCCAUGAAAUGAGUGACCAUCAGUUUGCAAGAAGAGUAGCAAGACUUAAUACAAACAUCCUCCAUCUUUGCUUUUCGCAAAAUGUAAAUCCUGAGCUCCUGAGACCAUCGCACACACUACAGAAUGUGCUUCACUUAUUAAACACACAAGUUAGUGACUUGGGCAGGCAAGGACCAUUUGAAGUGGACUGCAAUCUCACUAAAUCACUAGAAGAACAACUGGCACGAGAAUUGGGUCAGAAUGAGAGCUCUGAUUCAGAAGAUGAGAGUGAUAAUUUGCCAAUGGAAUGGGAAGCAGUGCCCCAUGUUUCAUGUCCAGAAAGUUCUCCUGGCCCAAUGAGCUUAGGGUCGCAGCAAGCUCUGACCAGCACUCAACAAGCUACAAGUAUGGCUGGUGGUUUAGUUACCAGUGCAGCAGCAAGUAUUGCUUCCAUAUGGAGAGGUUGGACAGGAAACAGAUAGAAUAUGGCUAUAGCUUUAUAUAUCAGUUUUUUAAUGUAUACAUUUGUGCAUGGCAAAAAGGUCACUGUGGUGUAUUAAUGUACAUUUAUUAGUAUAUUUUGCCCAUGGAGGCUUCUUUUUUGCAGUUAUCUCCUCUUUCACUGUAAAGUUUUACUUUUUUCAGCUGUAUCACAUUUUUUGCUGAAGUUACCAAUUUGCACUCGAACCGCCAUUUUUUAAAAUGACAGUGGGAGCCACUAUUUUGUGUAGGUGGUGUUCAUUUUCUCGGGGUAGUGCUGGUGAUCCCAAUAAACUAAAAUGAGAUUUAUAGACUCCAACUGGUGAUUCUUGUACGCCUUUGAUUUUACACUCAGUUUUCGUCGUAUAUGGCUUUGUAUUGUUUCGUGUAGAACUCAAGUUUCUCUAUUGCACACUUCAAUUUAUGAACAUUUUUCUCUCAGUAAUAAAAUUUUAUUAUAUUGGAUUCACGAGGAACAGUUGUAACAAAACUAGUUGAACAGUUACUUAGAAAACGUUUGUAAUUUUCUAUGAAGUAUCAUAUCAUCUAACACCUCACUUCACUAUAACUGCUGUUCAUGCAAAUGGAAUGCAUCACAGAAAAUUUAAAACAUUACUAGGGGUAUUGCUUUGAGACUGUGUCAUAACUGCACUUAGGUUGGUUACUACACGCUGUGGAUAAAUUCUCGGGGUAAGUGCCACUUUAUGCUUUGGACAGAGUUAAAGUCUAAACAGUAUGAAAGUAUUGACUGUAAUACGUUUGGUUAUAUAAUAAGAAAGAAAAGUAAGGAGUCGUUAAUCCAAAUCCCCGUUAUGUACUAUAGAGGAAUAUGAUAAAUUUCUCUUGGCUAAAAACUAUACAGAGAUCAUAGAGUAAACGAAAUUUACUAUUAGCCAUUUUAUAUAAUCCUCACUAUUUGUCAUCAUUUUUAAAACUUGUGUAGCUUUUUGCAUAAUUUUCUUGGAUUCAUAAGUACAUAUGGAGUAGCAAAUUCUGAUUUAGAACAAUCGGGUGUGGGAUGUAACAAACUGAGAAACUGCUGAACAAAUUCUGACCCUUCAUUAUCAUAAUAUUGCACUUUUUAACUAGGCGUACCAUAGUACUUCUCGUGAAAUCCGUAUUUGGCUGAGAGCCUUGAACAGUUUUUUAUGGUUAUCUUAAAGCUCUAAAAGCUUGUGAUAAGCUCAUUAACAUCUACAAGUUUCUGCAAGGUUUUUCGUGCAUAUCACAAGCACUUUAUAAUGUUUGAUUCCCCCCUCAGCUCUCCAGCUGUUGUUUAUGUUCAGCAGGGUUAACAAUGCAUCUGGAUAAAUUCCACAGUUCAGACAAAUACAUUCUGUGGGAAAAUGUCAGGUCUGGCAUUUGUGUAGAUUUACCUAAUAAUCGUACUACAGCGUCACUUUUUGUAUUGACUUAAUGUGAGAUGUAAAUUGAUAACUCAUGAUAGUCAUAGCACUUAUUUGUUCUGUUUGCCUCAUUCCUUACCCCAGUAUCCGUAUCCCAUUUGGAGUCUGUACUGUGGCACUACCCAAUCUGAAGACUUAGUGGACCUUUCGUGAGGGCUUAUUCAAACUUUUUGGAUGAACAGUGUACUGGAGAAUUAAGUUAUUUCUCAUGUACACUGUUAAAGACAAGCAUAUGUUAUUUAGUGCAGGGAAAAAAGUAUUAAAGGAAGUUAAAAUUGACGUAAGUGGGUCAGUUUUAAAUUAAAUGAACUGUAGAUGAAAUAAGCUUUCAGAAAAAUUUAUUAAUCUCACCAACAGGUCACUGUGAGCAGACGCUUACAUUAUUUCUUCAUCCUAGCAUUUAGACACAUCAGCAGGGGAUACUUCUCCACAACUUGGACAACAUUUUUCUCAAUCUCUUGUGCCCUUUGGGCACAUUGGUGAUACAAAUCUUUGCUGUUAGUAUCCCAUGCUUUCUGCACAUGUUGCCCAAUAUCAGACACAUUCAUUCCCCUUUAUGAAAUGCAGAGUAGUAGAAAGCCACACAGAAAGACCAAAGAGGCCUGGAUAGAUAUUCAACUUUUAUUGCCAUAGCUGUCAUGUGUAAGCCGGGAAAGAAAACUCAUAUUUGCUGUAUGUUCAGAGCAGUAGUAAGAAAUCUCUGUGCGCUUGUUGACUAAA
Molecule: messenger RNA, 3880 nt
Organism: Schistocerca serialis cubense
Lineage: Eukaryota; Metazoa; Arthropoda; Insecta; Orthoptera; Acrididae
Gene: Atg14
Product: beclin 1-associated autophagy-related key regulator
Exons: 9
Coding region: 299-1756 (485 amino acids)
Biological process (GO): autophagosome assembly; cellular response to starvation; mitophagy
Cellular component (GO): extrinsic component of phagophore assembly site membrane; phosphatidylinositol 3-kinase complex, class III; extrinsic component of omegasome membrane
Source: RefSeq, a predicted model, not a curated record